This is a messenger RNA of Cebus imitator (Panamanian white-faced capuchin), 3021 nucleotides long. RefSeq names its product protein inhibitor of activated STAT 3 (gene PIAS3). The transcript is spliced from 13 exons. Gene Ontology annotation, biological process: regulation of transcription by RNA polymerase II; protein sumoylation. Lineage: Eukaryota; Metazoa; Chordata; Mammalia; Primates; Cebidae. The coding region runs from base 86 to 2128 and encodes 680 amino acids. Gene Ontology annotation, molecular function: zinc ion binding; SUMO ligase activity; transcription coregulator activity. The record is from RefSeq and is a predicted model, not a curated record.
UGCGGCCGGCGCCGGGGUGGAGAGUUGUGCGCCGGUCCCUGGGCCUGAGCUCCGGCUCCGGCUGGGGCGCCUGCAAUGUCUCAAGAUGGCGGAGCUGGGCGAAUUAAAGCACAUGGUGAUGAGUUUCCGGGUGUCUGAGCUCCAGGUGCUUCUUGGCUUUGCUGGCCGGAACAAGAGUGGACGGAAGCACGAGCUCCUGGCCAAGGCCCUGCACCUCCUGAAGUCCAGCUGUGCCCCUAGCGUCCAGAUGAAGAUCAAAGAGCUUUACCGACGACGCUUUCCCCGGAAGACCCUGGGACCCUCUGAUCUCUCCCUGCUCUCUUUGCCCCCUGGCACCUCUCCUGUAGGCUCUCCUGGCCCUCUAGCUCCCAUUCCCCCAACGUUCUUGGCCCCUGGCACCCUGCUGGGCCCCAAGCGUGAGGUGGACAUGCACCCCCCUCUGCCCCAGCCUGUGCACCCUGAUGUCACCAUGAAACCAUUGCCCUUCUAUGAGGUCUACGGGGAGCUCAUCCGGCCCACCACCCUUGGUACGGCUCUUUGUGGUCCCUUAGCCUUCUGGACUCCAUGCCUGCUCCCUAAACAUUUCAGAGGCUUUAGUCCUGUGGGAUCAGUGGCAUGGAUGGGGGUGAUUUCUGUGGCUGCCUGUGCAUGGGCUUGGAAUAACUGCCUUUUCAUGUCCUCAGCAUCCACUUCCAGCCAGCGGUUUGAGGAAGCACACUUUACCUUUGCCCUCACACCCCAGCAAGUGCAGCAGAUUCUUACAUCCAGAGAGGUUCUGCCAGGAGCCAAAUGUGAUUAUACCAUACAGGUGCAGCUAAGGUUCUGUCUCUGUGAGACCAGCUGCCCCCAGGAAGAUUAUUUUCCCCCGAACCUCUUUGUCAAGGUCAAUGGGAAACUGUGCCCCCUGCCGGGUUACCUUCCCCCAACCAAGAAUGGGGCUGAGCCCAAGAGGCCCAGCCGCCCCAUCAACAUCACACCCCUGGCUCGACUCUCAGCCACUGUUCCCAACACUAUUGUGGUCAAUUGGUCAUCUGAGUUCGGACGGAAUUACUCCUUGUCUGUGUACCUGGUGAGGCAGUUGACUGCAGGGACCCUUCUACAGAAACUCAGAGCAAAGGGUAUCCGGAACCCAGAUCACUCGAGAGCACUCAUCAAGGAGAAAUUGACUGCUGACCCUGACAGUGAGGUGGCCACUACGAGUCUCCGGGUGUCACUCAUGUGCCCGCUAGGGAAGAUGCGUCUGACUGUCCCUUGUCGUGCCCUCACCUGCGCCCACCUGCAGAGUUUCGAUGCUGCCCUUUAUCUACAGAUGAAUGAGAAGAAGCCAACAUGGACAUGUCCUGUGUGUGACAAGAAGGCUCCCUAUGAAUCUCUUAUCAUUGAUGGUUUAUUUAUGGAGAUUCUUAGUUCCUGUUCAGAUUGUGAUGAGAUCCAGUUCAUGGAAGAUGGAUCCUGGUGCCCAAUGAAACCCAAGAAGGAGGCAUCUGAGGUUUGCCCCCCGCCAGGGUAUGGGCUGGAUGGCCUCCAGUACAGCCCAGUCCAGGAGGGAAAUCCAUCAGAGAAUAAGAAAAAGGUCGAAGUAAUUGACUUGACAAUAGAAAGCUCAUCAGAUGAGGAGGAUCUGCCCCCAACCAAGAAGCACUGUUCUGUCACCUCAGCUGUCAUCCCAGCCCUACCUGGAAGCAAAGGAGUCCUGACACCUGGCCACCAGCCAUCCUCGGUGCUAAGGAGCCCUGCCAUGGGCACGUUGGGUGGGGAUUUCCUGUCCAGUCUCCCACUCCAUGAGUACCCACCUGCCUUCCCACUGGGAGCCGACAUCCAAGGUUUAGAUUUAUUUUCAUUUCUUCAGACAGAGAGUCAGCACUAUGGCCCCUCCGUCAUCACCUCACUAGAUGAACAGGAUGCCCUUGGCCACUUCUUCCAGUACCGAGGGACCCCUGCUCACUUUCUGGGCCCACUGGCCCCCACGUUGGGGAGCUCCCACCGCAGCGCCACUCCGGCGCCCCCUCCUGGCCGUGUCAGCAGCAUUGUGGCCCCUGGGGGGUCCUUGAGGGAGGGGCAUGGAGGACCCCUGCCUUCAGGUCCCUCUUUGACUGGCUGUCGGUCAGACAUCAUUUCCCUGGACUGAGUUCCUUGGAUUAUGGAAACUUCACUGUCCGCCAACACGGAGCAGGUAGGCUGUGGAGUCCCAACCCUGGCUACUCUGAUCCCUCUGGGGGUUCCAGCCAGGGGCCAGACAGACCUUCACAGAUGCCUACUUUUGGCCUCAUCUCUGCCUGAUGAGGCGAGCACCCAAAGGGUUAAUAUUUAACCUCUUUUUAAGGACACUGGGGUCUGUUUUGGAAAUGUUCUUUAGAUGGUGGCCAUUCCUCUGGGUAUGUUAACCUAGGCAGUGGGGGGCAAAUGGGAUGGGAUGUGAGCUGGGAGCAGGCCUGAACCCCCAGCCUUGACUGUGUCUGGAGCCUCCUGGGGAAGGGGCCCCUCUCUUCUUACCCCCAAGCCCAUGGCUCUAUUACUGCCUCAUGUCCAUUGUCUCUUCAUGUCCAUUCCGUUCCCUUCGGCCACAGACAGGUGGAAACACUGAGACAGGCAGUUUCAGAGAUGGACAAAGAACUUUAUUUUGGAUUGUGGAUGUGGAUUUUUUUGUACAUAAAUAAGAAAAACCAAAAUACUCCAAAGAUGACUUCCCCUGCCUCCUGCUUCCAGUAUGACUGAGGAGGAUGUAAGGCCUUAGCCAUGAUCCCCAGGGGUUUGGGAGUAGGGCCUGGCCUGUUGCCUGGGUCCCUCUCUAUUUAUAUAUUUAAAUUCACAGUGUUUCUUAUGCCAGCCUGAGCUAGAGGCCCAUGGCCCUGUGGUUAGGCCCGGCUCAUUCUGCACCUUUCCAGGGAGGUGGAAGGACAUGGUGCCCUCCUUCCCACUCUUUUUCAGGCUCGUCUACGGCCUAAGACCUAUGUUGUAAUUUUACUUUUUAUUCCCAAAGUUGUAGUGAAGCUCUCACCAUAAUAAAGGUUGUGAAUGUUC